Molecule: messenger RNA, 1941 nt
Organism: Oncorhynchus masou masou (cherry salmon)
Lineage: Eukaryota; Metazoa; Chordata; Actinopteri; Salmoniformes; Salmonidae
Gene: hoxa5a
Product: homeobox A5a
Exons: 2
Coding region: 271-1125 (284 amino acids)
Biological process (GO): regulation of transcription by RNA polymerase II; anterior/posterior pattern specification
Cellular component (GO): nucleus
Molecular function (GO): DNA-binding transcription factor activity, RNA polymerase II-specific; RNA polymerase II cis-regulatory region sequence-specific DNA binding
Source: RefSeq, a predicted model, not a curated record
ACGAGUUUACCUCUGGAGGUCAUCAAGCAGGAUUUACGACUGGUCAACAAAAGCACGUGAUUCUCAGCCGUAACCCAUAUUUGGGUGCCUACGUAAGAGAGAAUCAAGUACACGUUCUACUCAUUUCCCUAAUUCAUCAUAAAUUGUGCAAGGGUGCUAUAGAAGAAGCAAAAGCAUCAAGAGCCACAAAUCAAGCACACACGUUACUAUUUUCUCCAAAAAUAAAAACAACAAAUACCUGCGAAACAACAGUAUUUGAAUAGUCAAUCAAUGAGCUCCUAUUUUGUAAACUCAUUCUGCGGUCGCUAUCCCAAUGGCGCCGACUUCCAGUUACAUAAUUAUGGAGACCACAGCUCAGCAAACGACCAAUACAGGGACUCAACGACCAUGCAUUCCAGCAGGCAAGGUUAUGGUUACAACGGGAUGGACCUCACUGUCGGUCGCGGUAAUGGGCACUUUGUGGCCAACGAGCGGGCACAGGGCUACUCCCCGAACCAGUCGGCGGCGGCAACAACGUCCUCUGUCGAGCCAUCCAGGUACACCCAGCCCGCGAGCGCCACUGGGACGGCGCCCCUCUCGCCUGCACCUGACCCGCUCCGGUGCUCCUCCUCUGUCACAAGCUCGUCUCCGGUCAGCGAGUCUCAACCGCAACACAGAGCCAUAAAGAACUCCAUAACUAUCCCCUGCGCGACCCCGAGCUCGAGUUCGAACGGAGGCACGCUGUUGAACCAGGAGUGUGUGUCGAAAGCCUCCCCCCUCCUCGAGGAAGAUAAGCCCGCUGGAAGAGAGCAGACAACUUCCCAACAUUUCACCGACGGUGCCCAGCCUCAGAUCUACCCCUGGAUGAGGAAACUGCACAUAAAUCAUGACAGUCUCACUGGACCAGAGGGGAAGAGGGCGAGGACAGCAUACACGCGCUACCAGACCCUGGAGCUCGAGAAAGAGUUCCAUUUCAACCGGUAUCUGACCCGCAGACGGAGGAUCGAGAUAGCGCACGCGCUCUGCCUAUCAGAACGGCAGAUCAAAAUCUGGUUCCAGAACAGAAGGAUGAAGUGGAAAAAGGACAACAAACUGAAAAGCAUGAGCAUGGCAGCGGCAGGGGGUGUAGGGUACCACCGUCCCUGAUAUUUGGUUCCCCUAUGAGCUCUAAUAAAAUAAUUAAUGCUUGGGAGAACUUCCAUUCAUUUUUACAUUGCAAAAGACUUUCUGAUGGCUGUUGGGACAGUGAACAUGCAGUUGUCCAAACUCCGGCCUUUUCAAAAAUACUUUCCUCUAUAGUUAUAUUUAUUUUGACCGUGAUAAUCCUUGUGUGAGUAAAAAAAUAAACAUUCUGUACAUUGUUUGUCUUAGAGAACAAACCAAAUACAUGUUUGUUAACUUAUUUCUUGUUCAAAAUAGAAUCAACUCGAAGUUACCGCAAAAAAAGUCAAUUAACUAUCCAAUAAAAGUUGUGUAGCCUAUUGCACUUGUAAAACAGUAUAGAAACUCGAAUAAUUAAUGAGUUGAUAAAAAAAUGGUGUUGCUUUUGUGUAUAGCCUUUGUUUUAUAUGUAAGUAUGUAUUUAUUUGUUCAAUGUAUUGUACCAAACUUAGAUAACUUGUUCCUUGUUCCUUGUAGACAGGCGUAUUAGCCUUACGCGAUUGUUGUGCGUUGUGAACACGUGACGGGACCGCAGUUCUGACCCAUUGCGUAUAGCUGUGCCUUUGUAUCCUUCUUUUACACGAGCUACUGUAAAUCUGUUCACCUGGCGCAGCUUCUUAGAAUGUGUGUUUCUUGUACGUUCCCCUCUAUGUUGGAUGUGAAGGGUUCCAUAGUGGAUCCCAUUGCCUACUUGUAUAGCUUCAUCGUGCUAUACGCUUUUUGUAAAUGUUUUUAAAGAAUGACUGGAAAUUGAAAAUAAUAUUAUAGCGAUGAUGCUGAUUAUAAUAAACUUUCUACUGG